This is a messenger RNA of Gorilla gorilla gorilla (western lowland gorilla), 2538 nucleotides long. It is a transcript of the gene LTBR, whose product is annotated as lymphotoxin beta receptor. Gene Ontology annotation, biological process: positive regulation of canonical NF-kappaB signal transduction; immune response; hematopoietic or lymphoid organ development. Bases 597 to 1904 code for a protein of 435 amino acids. Lineage: Eukaryota; Metazoa; Chordata; Mammalia; Primates; Hominidae. Gene Ontology annotation, molecular function: ubiquitin protein ligase binding. The record is from RefSeq and is a predicted model, not a curated record. The transcript is spliced from 10 exons.
GGUCUCAGAGCUGCUUCUGCGGCCUUGCAGUCCCCGCGCCCUGCCCUCUCCAUGACUGCCCGUCCUGGGCCCCUCGCUUUCCAGAUCCCGCACCCAGCUGUCCCUUGCGCUCUCUGGAACUCCCUCUGCUCUCCCUGCGAGGCUUGUCCAAGGGCUGACCCCGGGCCUGCCGCCCUUCCCUCGGCUGGGCCAGGGCUGUCCGCAGUCCGCUCUCCCGAUCGGGCUUCCGAAGAAGGGAGGAGGCCGGUUCCGGCCCCGCGGCCCUCACGUGCUUUCCCGGCCGCCCCUCCCGCCCCGCAUCGAGGCAGACAAGCCUGUUCCUCUUCCCUUGGCUGCGAUUGCGACAGGCCGGCCUGGCUCCCAGCGCUCCCUGUCCCCGCCCCGCGGCCAGCUCGCUCCACUCCCACUUCCUGAGCUCCGCCGUGGGAGCCCUGGAGGCCCGGCCUGGCCGCUCCUGGCCCUGGGGUGCACAUCGGCCCUGAGUCCCGUCCCAGGCUCUGGGCUCGGGCAGCUGCCGCCACCGCUGCCCAGGACUUCGGGCCUCCUGCCUUCCUCCCAGGCCCCCACGUUGCUGGCCGCCUGGCCGAGUGGCCGCCAUGCUCCUGCCUUGGGCCACCUCUGCCCCCGGCCUGGCCUGGGGGCCUCUGGUGCUGGGCCUCUUCGGGCUCCUGGCAGCAUCCCAGCCCCAGGUGGUGCCUCCAUAUGCGUCGGAGAACCAGACCUGCAGGGACCAGGAAAAGGAAUACUAUGAGCCCCAGCACCGCAUCUGCUGCUCCCGCUGCCCGCCAGGCACCUAUGUCUCAGCUAAAUGUAGCCGCAUCCGGGACACAGUUUGUGCCACAUGUGCCGAGAAUUCCUACAACGAGCACUGGAACUACCUGACCAUCUGCCAGCUGUGCCGCCCCUGUGACCCAGUGAUGGGCCUCGAGGAGAUUGCCCCCUGCACAAGCAAACGGAAGACCCAGUGCCGCUGCCAGCCGGGAAUGUUCUGUGCUGCCUGGGCCCUCGAGUGUACACACUGCGAGCUGCUUUCUGACUGCCCGCCUGGCACUGAAGCCGAGCUCAAAGAUGAAGUUGGGAAGGGUAACAACCACUGCGUCCCCUGCAAGGCAGGGCACUUCCAGAAUACCUCCUCCCCCAGCGCCCGCUGCCAGCCCCACACCAGGUGUGAGAACCAAGGUCUGGUGGAGGCAGCUCCAGGCACUGCCCAGUCCGACACAACCUGCAAAAAUCCAUCAGAGCCACUGCCCCCAGAGAUGUCAGGAACCAUGCUGAUGCUGGCCAUUCUGCUGCCGCUGGCCUUCUUUCUGCUCCUUGCCACCGUCUUCGCCUGCAUCUGGAAGAGCCACCCUUCUCUCUGCAGGAAACUGGGAUCGCUGCUCAAGAGGCGUCCGCAGGGAGAGGGACCCAAUCCUGUAGCUGGAAGCUGGGAGCCUCCGAAGGCCCAUCCAUACUUCCCUGACCUGGUACAGCCACUGCUACCCAUUUCUGGAGAUGUUUCCCCAGUAUCCACUGGGCUCCCCGCAGCCCCAGUUUUGGAGGCAGGGGUGCCACAACAGCAGAGUCCUCUGGACCUGACCAGGGAGCCGCAGUUGGAACCCGGGGAGCAGAGCCAGGUGGCCCACGGUACCAAUGGCAUUCAUGUCACUGGCGGGUCUAUGACUAUCACUGGCAACAUCUACAUCUACAAUGGACCAGUACUGGGGGGACCACCGGGUCCUGGAGACCUCCCAGCUACCCCCGAACCUCCAUACCCCAUUCCCGAAGAGGGGGACCCUGGCCCUCCUGGGCUCUCUACACCCCACCAGGAAGAUGGCAAGGCUUGGCACCUAGCGGAGACAGAGCACUGUGGUGCCACACCCUCUAACAGGGGCCCAAGGAACCAAUUUAUCACCCAUGACUGACAGUGUCUGAGAAAAGGCAGAAGAAGGGAGGCACAAGGGCACCUUCUCCCUUGAGGCCGCCCUGCCCAUGUGGGAUUCACAGGGGCCUGAGUAGGGCCCAGGGAAGCAGAGUCCUAAGGGAUUAAGGCUCAGACACCUCUGAGAGCAGGUGGGCACUGGCUGGGUACGGUGCCCUCCACAGGACUCUCCCUACUGCCUGAGCAAACCUGAGGCCUCCUGGCAGACCCACCCACCCCCUGGGGCUGCUCAGCCUCAGGCACGGACAGGGCACAUGAUACCAACUGCUGCCCACUACGGCACGCCGCACCGGAGCACGGCACCGAGGGAGCUGCCACACGGUCACCUGCAAGGACGUUACGGGCCCCUCUAAAGGAUUCGUGGUGCUCAUCCCCAAGCUUCAGAGGCCCUUUGGGGUUCCACACUUCACAUGGACUGAGGUAGACCCUGCAUGAAGAUGAAAUUAUAGGGAGGACGCUCCUUCCCUCCCCUCCUAGAGGAGAGGAAAGGGAGUCAUUAACAACUAGGGGGUUGGGUAGGAUUCCUAGGUAUGGGGAAGAGUUUUGGAAGGGGAGGAAAAUGGCAAGUGUAUUUAUAUUGUAACCACAUGCAAAUAAAAAUAAUGGGACCUAGAUAA